UAGUACAGUAAUAGUAGUCAUUGAAAUAUUAUGUCAGAUAAAGACAAUUUUAUGAUAUUUCUUUCUUUAUUUCUGUUGUCAAAGCAGAGUUUUUGGGAGGAAAUGUACAAGAGUAAGAACCUACAUGGUGGUAGGAGCUCUUCUCAUGCUCCUUUAUCUCCAUGAAGAUUCUACAACUGACUACAAAACCGUCCGCCACCACGUAGAUGUGAGAAAGGAUGGCAGUUAAACAAAGACACCAACCACAAAUACGUCCUACUCCUGGCCAAGAUACGAACAGAACAUGCCUGCUGCCAACAUCACACUUCACCUCCCUUCUUCGUGCAUAUAAAACACAUAUCUCUACUAUAUAGACUGCCGACAUUUCCCCAUGCAAAUAGAUAUUCCUGAAAAAUGUGGAGGAGCUGAUGGAUCCGCAGAAGUCUACUAGUCAUCAGAAGCUCCCCUGGGAAUCACGAUCGUUGAGAGAUGCUGCGCAAAGCCUGGGCUAACGAGAGGUUACACAAUGGUGUUUGGAUCCGAAGGAUCUUCAUCUCAGGAACGACGGGCGCUGGUUUUGAGAAAGAGAGACUGAACAAAGUCCUUGAGCUGGAGUACAACGACAUCCACCAAUGGGACUUCAGCGACACAUUCUACAACCUCACCUUGAAGCAGAUACUCUUCCUAGAAUGGAUGAAAGGAAACUGUCCACACGUUUGCUUCCUGCUAAAUGGUGAUGAUGAUGACGUAGUUGCCAACACGGACAACAUAGUCGAGUAUCUCUAAAGCCUCAAGGACAAUAAUGGAAACAAACACCUCUUUACUGUCCAUUUGAUUCAGAAUGUUGGGCCUAUUCGAUUACCUCAGAAAAAGUAUUUUAUUCCAGUUCAGGUGGAGGAGUCAGACUUAGUAUAUCCUUCCUACUGCGGUGGGGCCUUCCUUUUGUCUGGCUACUCAUGUAAAGUAUAUUUAAAACAUGGCAGUAUAGGUAUUACA
Molecule: messenger RNA, 975 nt
Organism: Perca fluviatilis (European perch)
Lineage: Eukaryota; Metazoa; Chordata; Actinopteri; Perciformes; Percidae
Product: N-acetyllactosaminide beta-1,3-N-acetylglucosaminyltransferase 3-like
Exons: 1
Coding region: 469-765 (98 amino acids)
Cellular component (GO): membrane
Molecular function (GO): hexosyltransferase activity
Source: RefSeq, a predicted model, not a curated record